AUGGUUGAAGAUCCCAAAGAAUUAUGGGAUUGCCUUAAUGAAAGAUUUGGACACCACAAAAGGGUGCUCCUGCCUAAGGCAUUAUUUGAUUGGACAAAUUUACGGUUCCAGGAUUUCAAAUCUGUAAUUGAUUAUAAUUCAACCAUACAUGAGAUAGUGUCUAUAUUGAGAUACUGUGAUCAUCCGGUUACAGAUGAACAGAUGAUUGAAAAAACACUCACUACCUUUCAUGCAAGUAACAUACUGUUGCAAGAACAGUAUCGUGAAAGAGGUUUUAAAAAGUUCAAUGAAUUAAUGAGUAUAUUGCUUGUUGCGGAACAAAAUAGUGAACUUUUGUUGAAAAAUCAUAACCUGAGACCAACUGGGUCUUUGGCCACUCAUCAUGAGGCAAAUGCAACAAAUUCCUAUCCACCCGAGUCAAAUGCUACAAGAAGAGGUGGACGUGGAAAUUACAAUGGCCGUGGAAGAGGUCGUGGAAAUUAUCGCGGACGCGGCCGUGGUCGUGGUAGAAAUAAUUUUCAAAGAAACAGACAUUGGGGACGUACUUGUCGAACGGCCAAACAUUUGGUAGACCUUUACCAGGCUUCUGUAAAAGGCAAAGAGAAAAAUGCAGAAGCAAAUUAUGUUAAUGAGGAAAAUGCUCCUUGUCCCAGCCUUGAUGUGUCUGAUUAUUUCAUGGAUAAUGCUGAAAUUGGAAAUGAUUUCAUUCUUGGAGAAAACAACAAUACUUAG
Messenger RNA from Chenopodium quinoa (quinoa), 732 nucleotides. RefSeq lists its product as uncharacterized. NCBI's taxonomy places the organism in Eukaryota, Viridiplantae, Streptophyta, Magnoliopsida, Caryophyllales, Amaranthaceae. The transcript is spliced from 2 exons. Bases 1 to 732 code for a protein of 243 amino acids. The record is from RefSeq and is a predicted model, not a curated record.